Molecule: messenger RNA, 2695 nt
Organism: Guyanagaster necrorhizus
Lineage: Eukaryota; Fungi; Basidiomycota; Agaricomycetes; Agaricales; Physalacriaceae
Product: ABC1-domain-containing protein
Exons: 4
Coding region: 331-2448 (705 amino acids)
Cellular component (GO): mitochondrion
Source: RefSeq, a predicted model, not a curated record
GGGCGAAUACUGCGUGCUUCUGUCCCCUUUAUGAACGUUGAGAAACUAGAGCCUUUCCAUCAGGUGAGGGAUCAGGUGCUGCUAACGUAGUAUAGGGAUGACCUGCAUUUUUUUGUGGUAUACCAAGUGCACCGACACCUGUCGACACAGAAACGUAAACGGUAUCUUUUUCUGAGAAUAUGUUUGCAAGAAAAGAUGGAGGAAAGAGGGGUCGUAGUAGUCUGACGUCAGCCGGGCUAGUCCCCUCUCACCACGACCGACUGAUUCCAUCCAACAUCGAUGUCUAUUACUUUGACGCGUCUUCAUUGGCAUUGGCGGUAGCUGGCAUAUAUGCCAAACAUGCUCCUCUGUCGAGCACGAUUCUCCGUACUCUUCACAAAAGGCCCGGCUCACUUUACACCAAGACACGCUUCCAAUUGGUCACGACAUACAAAAUUCCCUUCUUUCUUCACUCGCACUCCCGUUCCUCGUUUUUCUCUCCGGCGUCGAGCAUUAUGGAUAAUACCGUUGACCGCCGGGCUUACCCUUUACAUGACUCCAAGACCAAAAUCCAUACUUUCAAGUCUCUUUUCCUCUCCAACCCUUAUACCUUGUCCUCCGCAAAGGAAGACAAUCUCGCCAACCAUUUUUUCGCCGUCAGAGAUGGAUAUGACUAUAAGUUCUCGCAUCAUGUCCUUCAUCCGCAGCCAGAUAUGGGAACCGCUACUGACAGCACGACGCUUUGUACAUCUUCUGUUACUUUUCAUGCCGGUGCUCUUAUCCGCACCCAUGCUUCUUAUAGGUCCGCCAGAGAAACGACUAAAUGGCGACAGGUGGGGCGCUGUGUGGUGGUAUGAUUUCCUUGUGACAAAGAUGGAGGCAGCUGGACCAACUUUCGUUAAACUUGCGCAAUGGGCUGGCUCUCGUGCCGAUCUAUUUCCUUCUCAGUUGUGCAAAAGACUCGGCCAGCUCCAUUCCCGUGGCACUCCCCAUCCACUGGAACACACCAAGAAGAUUAUUGCUGAGGCCUUCCGAAGACCUUUCAAUGAUGUAUUUGAAGAAUUUGACGAGACUCCCAUUGGAACGGGCGCCAUUGCUCAGGUCUAUCGAGCAACUCUCAAGCAAGAUCUCCUCCCUCCCUCAUAUCUCGGACCCCGCCGUUCCAGAAAGUCACAUCCAGGUGCGAUUGUCGCUCCUGCCCUCCUGCAGGAUCCUCCUCCUUCUGUUCCUACGGCUGCAGUGGCCAUCAAAGUUCUCCAUCCCCGCGUGACAAAAACCAUUGCACGGGAUCUCUCCAUCAUGACCUUCUUCGCACAAGUCCUAACGCUUUUUCCCGGUAUGCAAUGGAUAUCUUUACCGGAAGAGGUCAAAGUCUUCGGCGAUAUGAUGUUCCAACAGUUGGAUCUUCGUCACGAAGCAGAGAACCUCUUGACGUUUGAGAGUAAUUUUUCACCUCGGAAAGUUCCAGUCACCUUUCCUCGGCCUCUAAAAGUAUGGUCCACGAAGGAUGUAUUGAUCGAGGAGUUCCAGGAUGCUCUGCCAAUGGAAUGGUUCUUGAAAAAUGGCGGCGGACCGUAUGAUGAGCAGGUAGCGACGGUGGGGCUAGAUGCGUUCUUGAACAUGCUUCUUCUGGACAACUUUGUGCACUCUGACCUCCAUCCGGGAAACAUUAUGGUCAAGUUCUCGAAACCAGCUACAACGCGCCACCUCCUCAAAAAUGCCUUCAAUUCCGUACGGGUGUCCCUCUUCUCCAAACCAGACCCAGAAACUCCUCCCACCUCUCCUUCCGACCACUCCGAUUCGAUAGAAGUUGUAUCGCGCCUGCGGAGCCUCGUCAACAAUCGGUCAGAGUGGCUGUCGGAGCUCUCCACUAUUUAUGAUGAUGGCUAUAUUCCUGAGAUAAUUUUUAUCGAUGCUGGUCUUGUAACAACACUUUCUGCCACCAACCGCACCAACUUCCUCGACAUGUUCCGCGCGAUGGCGGAAUUCGACGGAUACCGGACGGGCCAGCUGAUGGUGGAACGGUGUCGCACGCCGGAAUUGGCCAUAGAUACGGAGACGUUUGCGCUCAAAAUGCAGCAUCUCGUGCUCACCGUCAAGCGCAAGACGUUCUCCUUGGGUCAAAUCAAGAUAUCUGACGUUCUGACGGAGGUACUGAAAAGCGUUCGGGAACACCACGUAAAAAUGGAGGGUGAUUUUAUCAAUACAGUUAUUUCGAUAUUACUACUGGAGGGAAUUGGGCGGCAGCUGGAUCCUAGGUUGGAUUUGUUCAAGAGCGCUCUUCCGAUUCUGAGGCAGCUGGGUGGCCAGAUGGCUUCGAGAGAGUCUAUGACAAGAGAUCUGCCACAAAGUAAUUUGGGGACAUUUUUGAAAGUUUGGGUUUGGCUAGAGGCUAGAGAGUUCAUCACGGCUACAAUUAUAAACGCUGAUGAGAUGGUGAAAUAUGGCUGGCUCGUUUCAAGUGUGUAGAAAACUUAUUUUAGAGUUUAUAUACAUGAUAUUGGUGGACAGUAAGCGUCACCAUUACCUACCCAAGCAUCGAAGCAAUCUGCUAGAGACCCAUUUGCGGUGUCUUUGUACGUCUGUCUACCAUUCGUAACAUGAUCUCGAUAGGUAUACAUACGUCGCGAAUAUUUGAUGGAAUGGAGUCUCAAACUUCGUUUGUAUAACUACCACCAAAAGUUAAAACUGAAUACAUCAAGGGUUUCCGCGGUAC